Messenger RNA from Leptidea sinapis, 6601 nucleotides. Its product is annotated as leucine-rich repeat-containing protein 4-like. The record is from RefSeq and is a predicted model, not a curated record. The transcript is spliced from 3 exons. NCBI's taxonomy places the organism in Eukaryota, Metazoa, Arthropoda, Insecta, Lepidoptera, Pieridae. Gene Ontology annotation, molecular function: protein binding. The coding region runs from base 216 to 2399 and encodes 727 amino acids.
CCAGUUGAGCAAAGGAAGGGACGUCUUCAUAUUUUUAUUUUGUGUCAUAUACGUAAAACUUUGAACUGAGGAAUUUAGUGUUGUGUCUGUGAAUGUUUGGUGUAUUUGGAUGUGGGAUUUGUGACUAAUCUGAUAUAUCUGAAUCCAUAUGCGACUACAAAAUAAGAAUCACCAGGAAUGCAACAAGGCAAAGAAAUGACAAACCUUAAAGCAAAAUGGCUGAUACAAUAUGUUGGGAAAUAUGGCUGAAGUUAUCAAUUAUAUCCAUCACUAUAUCAAUGACAGUAACAGACUUCACAACCGAAUGCCAACGACCAUGUGACUGCCGAUGGCAAUCCGGUAAUAAAGCAGCCAUUUGUUCAAACUCCAGCCUUAAAGUAGUACCAGCCAAUUUGAGUAGUGAUAUACAAAUCUUAGAUCUCUCAAAUAACAACCUUAAAGAACUCCAUCAAGAAGCUUUCAAAAGAGUCGGUUUGAGCAAUUUAAAGAAACUUUUCUUAAAAGAUUGUAACCUAGAAGUAGUGCACAAAGCGGCAUUCACCACAUUAGCAAUUAUGAUUGAAAUUGAUCUUUCGAAGAAUCGAAUACGUUAUCUUCAUCCCGAUACAUUCAAAGGCACAGAGAAACUCCGACUUAUAAACUUAAGCAAUAACUUCAUCGAUAAGUUGGAGGACGGACAAUUUAGAAACUUAAAGUUCCUCCAGAAAGUUGAGGUGAGCAAUAAUAGGAUUGCUCGUAUUGGAACUAAGGCAUUUGUCAACUUACCACAGUUGAAGAUACUUAGAAUUGAUGGAAACAACUUAAGCCAUAUGAAACCAGAAACUUUGAUGACAUUAAGGAAUUUAUCAGGCUUAGACCUCCACAAUAAUCCUUGGCGUUGCGAUUGUAAUUUACAAACAUUUAGGGAUUGGGUGAUAAGUCAUAAUUUAUACACUCCGCCAACGUCAUGUGCCGAGCCAGCAUCAGUUCGAUCAAAACUUUGGAAUGAAUUAGACUCUACUAACUUCGCCUGUAGGCCUACAAUAUUAGAGCCUCUCCCAGAUUCAACGUUUAUGAGUUAUGAUGAAAACGUGACUAUGGUUUGCAAAGUUGUCGGCAAUCCGACUCCUGAAGUCACAUGGAAGUUUAACGGCAAAACUAUUGAGCUAAGAUCUUUUGGAGAAAUACGAUAUGUUGUAACUGAAAAUACCUUAGAUCUUAUACGAUGGGUGAAUUUAACUAUACUCAACGCAAGAUAUAGUGAUAAAGGUAAUUACACGUGUGUUGCUGAAAACCCUGGCGGUACAGAUGAAAAGACAUUAUCUUUGAUACUAUCUAAAUAUAGUGGCGCAGGUACUAUUGCUGGAUUGGACAUUGAUUCAUUUGCAAUUGUCAUUGGAUUUUUGGUAGCUGUAUUAAUUAUCUUUGGUGUAAUUCUAUCUGUUUAUCAUUUUUCGAUUCAAAAUAAUGAAUUAAAAAGACUGAUUAAAACCGAAACACGGUCGUCCAACGGUGAAGCACUUAUUGAAGGAUCCGUCACUUCUGAGCCAGAGAAAAUAGUUAAAAAUGAAACGGCAACAAUGAAGAUGUCCAAAAAAUACGAUAGUACAUCCCAGACAACAGAAAUGUUGGAACUCAAUAAGAAUCUUCUUGAAAAUGAAACUAUAUUGGCAGUUGAAGAUGGCUGUCGAAAAGAAGUGGGAAAUGCGAAGCAAAAUGAUAUAUUAAGACAUUCGCAAGAGUCUCAAGCAUAUCCACCAGAUUUGCUUUCCUUUCCGUUACGUUCAUCCAACAAACUACAGUCAAGCAAUGUUGCCAAUCAAAAGGAGAUAGACGAGAUGCAUAUAAGGCCAAAAUCACCCCAAUACGAUUUGUCAGCGUUAAGUCCAGCUCUAUACAAGAGACUUCAAGCUGCUAAUUUUAUGACUCCCAAAGGCUACGUUACUCUUCCAAGAAGACCUAGGACAGAUACAGAUAAGCAUGUCCUCCUAACUCUUAACGAAGUGUUACCAUACUAUGAUAACUUGAAUAUAAAACUUUUUGGUCCUACAGGAAAUUACUACAGCUUGAAUAAAAGUGAAGUAGAUUUGGGGCAUGGAAGAAAAAGUUUUAGCGAAUCAGAAGAAUUUGAACCUGCACCAUCACCAGCACCUGGUACUCCUCACGCAACAAUUCCGAGGAGUAGCGUGAGCUCUCCAAAUAUACAUAAUCAAUUGUUGUUGCUACAGAUGACGAACAACCAUAGAACUUCAGAUCAAAAGCAACUGAGAAUAUCAUUUGAAAACGAGACUAUGUUAAUUGAUCCAACAACUGGUUUUAGUGAAAGUGUUUUUGGUAAAAGGACAGUAAAUCACAAACUAAAAAAGAGACAUUCCAGUGAUCUUAACUUUUUAGCUAUUGAUAACGCGACACAAGUGUAAAUAUAGAACUCAAUGUAAGUAAUCACUAACAACCGCUAAAAUGAUAGUCAAACUUAAUAUUUCUGUGAUAGAAUAGAAAAUUCCAAUAAAGUUAGCUUUCGGUUAUUUAAUGGCCUAAAAGUGAGCAUUUGACAUUUAUUAUUUAGUACAGUAAUCUAAUCAACAACUUAUACAGAAAACCGACAAAAUAUGCACAGAUAUGCGUUCCCCAUUCAAGUGAAAUGCCAGCAAGACACUAAAAACAAGUAAAGUUCUUUUGAAAACUUAAAGCCAUUUUUGACGCUGCGACAUUGUCACACAUUAUAUUAUAUUCAUUUUCCUUUGAAACUAUUUCACGAACAAAACCGCAUUUUGCAGUUUGCUUAAACACAAUAUUAAGGGCACGACUGUCAAGUGUCGCUUCAAAGACCUGAAGAGAGGAAAACACUUUAUUUAUUUUGUAAAAUUGCUUUUUGUCACUCUACAAAAAUGUAAACCCGUUGUAAGCGACAUUUUAUUAUUCUGAACUAUUUUUCCUGAUAUUCUGGUGCCAUGCAGUACGGAAUAGGUUGUUAGCUUAGGACCAUUUAUACGUCUAGAAAGACUAUGACAAUUGACAACUGUGAAAACGUCUAAAAAGAUUGAGUUUACAGUUAAACUCUAUUUCUAAAGUGUGAUACACAUCACGAGUGUAAGACGUAGUUUAUCACGCACACUGAACUAAUAUUCCUGGUCCUGUUUUUAUCGGUUGUCUAACAGCAAGAGACUCUAUCUAGACGUAUAGAUAUUUUAAGUUUCCAAGAUAUAACGUUUAACAUAAUAAAAUAUAAAUUUAUUAGAGAAACUUUGUAUUAUGACCAAUUGUAUGUAAAGUUAACCCAUUGUUAAAAAAAGUUUCUAAAUAAUUGAAAGUUAAUCCUGAACAUAGUUUAUAAUAUUGGGUAAAUUAAGUUUGCAACAAUUAUUAAGGAAAUAAAAUUGACAUCUGUCAAUAUUGUCUAUAAUACUUCAAGUACCAGUCACUUGCUCACAUAAUUCUGAAUGUAUCUUAUGAAUUGUUACUAAAAAGUGUAAAUAUUUAACGUAGUUAGUAUUUAUUCCAAAAACUCCAAUACAUAGUAUAGUAAAGCAGGCCCUGUAAAUGCUUAUCAUAUUUAUAAUUAGUUGAAUAGCUCCAACGACAUUUAGCAUUUUCAUGUGGGCUUGUUUUGUAAAUUGCAUUUUAUUUAGUUCCAGUCAUAUUUAACAUAAGAAAUAUCCGAUAUGACCUCAGGUUGUUCGCAUACAAAUUACUCGUGAUGGCCAAUCUAAUGUCUUUUACCUAUUCUGUGGUUAUGACAGCCUAAUUUCCUUCAGUCUAAAUUUUAUAGUAUGAGAAGUAAAAAAUUUAACUUCUAGCUCUUGUUAGAAACUAACGGCCGUUCCCAAUAUUCAGUCUAUCCCUUACUUGAGAUAAAAAUCGUAACAAUCAUUGACUUUUCUGUCCCAAUAAACUUAUCGACGUUAACUCACCUUAUCCGUACACGUUGCCUGUCAAUGGGACGACGUAUAGCUUACCAGCGAUAGAAGUUUGUAUGGAAAUUGUUAUUCACGCGUCCGUAAUUGUAAUAAGGCGAUAAGAAGGACUUAUCGGGUAUACUGGGACAGCUUCAGUUUAUUGACAGCUAAUUAACUGACAGUAGAAGGUAGCAUUUUAUCUCUAUCUGUAGAUAGUAUAUUGUGAACGGCCGUAAGUGUUGCAAACCGAAUUUGGAUUUGAUGAUUACAUUUUUUAGCAAUACUGCUAUGUACGUAAUUGUAAACUUUAUUUUUUUUAAUAAAACAUGGGCUGCUACUUUUUGUGUUCUCAGUAAUAUUACUUCUGUUACUAAUAAUUUUAUUAAGAGAAAGAUUUUUUAUGAUCAUUUUAUUAGAGUUUGUUUAUUUUGAUUUUGUUUUUCAGUGUUUUCGAGCUUAUUUAUAAUACUUAUUUAUAUUCAAUAAUAGGUGUUUUAAACUCUCUAAUAUCAAACUAAACAUUGAGUUCAAUAUAUUAAAAGAAUGUGACUGUACGGUAAAGUUAUCCGGCAAUUUUUAUGUAACGAACUACUUUAAGCCAUCUAGCUGUUACCUGGUUAUUUAUUUCCUAAGCACUAACUCUCUAAUGUUGUUUUUUAUUUUAAUAAAAUAUGAACCAUAAAUUUGGAAUCUAAUUUUGUAACAUACUCUGUGGAAUUGAUUUUUAUUAUACACAAAUUAAAUUUAAAAACAUCUAUGAACUUUUCGUCACUCGAACGGUUGGCUCAGUGCUUCAGAACGAAACGCGAGAGGUGGCGGGUUCGAGUACCGCAUCGUUAAUAAAUUUGUUUUUGACAUUUAAAUUGUGUAAUUAAUACCAUAACCCUCAUCACUUUCAAUCACUUCGUUUUGAUUAUUAAAAUAUGUCUAAUAGCUAUGUAUUAUAUUAUAUAGUCUGGGCAGCGCCCUUAUUUCGGCAAAAUCUUUAAAAUAGAUCCCAUUUUAAUUUAUACAUUACAUGCUAAUGCUCUUGAGAUUUCUAUAGCUUUCAAUUCAGAGGGAAAAUGUAAAUGUAAAUAUAUAUUUUAUGAAAGAGUAGGGUAAACAAGGUCACCCGAUGUUAAGUGAUCACCGCCGCCCAAUUUAUCUCUUGCAACACGAGAGGAAUCACAAGAGCGUUGCCGGCCUUUUAGAAAGGUGUACGUGCCUUUUCUUGGAGGUAUUCAAGUGGUAUCGUCCUAAAAACCCUGCACAAGAAGGCCUAUUCCACAGCUUAAUUGAAGAUUCAACUUAAUACAUUUAGUGAAAAUAAUUAAUUGAUUUAUAGUUUAAUUUUGUUAAGUUUGUCAUAAUGUUUAUUGGAGAACUGUUUAUGUUUAGAUGAUGUAAGUAGCUAUUAUAAUUUUGUUUAUUAAUUGUAAAUUUGAAAUAUCGAAUAAAUGAUGAAUGAGUUUAAAAACGUAUUGAUUUCACUGUCAUAGAGACGAAUACGAUAGUGUUAAGUUGUUACCUUAUAAAUUUGAUUUAAUUGAAAAUAUAAUCUGAGUUAUAUUUCAAAAGAAAGAUACAUUUUAAAAAAAAAGUAUCAGCAGACUAUCUUUUAUAAUGUUAUAACUUACAUAAAGUGGAGAAAUGGAAAAAUUGAGAAAUUAAGAAAACUCUAACAAAACUAUAGGGUAAUUAAAAGAUUAACAUGAAUCUAAUAUUUCAUUAAUAUUAUGAUUGUGAUAUGAAGCUUCUUCUAAGCUUAAAUCAUUUAUGCGUCUACAUAGACUAUCCGUAGUUCCCAAUAUACUAUCUACAGGUAGAGAUAAAUAACUACCUUCUACAACAGUAGAUAUAUGCAGUAAUUAGCUGUCCAUAAUCUGAAGCUGUUCCAAUAUACCGAUAAGUCAUUCUUAUCGCAUUAUAUUGGGACGCGUGAAUUGCAAUUUCCAUACAAACUUCUAUCGCUGCUAACCUAUACGUCGUCCCAUUGACAGACAGCGUGUACGGAUAAGGUGAGUUACCCUCGAUAAGUUUAUUGGGACAGAAAAGUUAACGAUAGUUACGAUUAUUACCUCAAGUAAGAGAUAGACUGAAUAUUCGGAACGGCCGUAAGACAGCUGUGAAAACGUUAAAAAUGUAUAUGACGCACUAAGGGAGAAAAAUUGGUCAUUCUCACACGCGGAAUAUUGUCUAUCGCGGGUGGCAAUGUCCUACUUAUCUCACGUGUUGCGUUUACUAUUUUUUUGCCACCUGCAUGAAAAGCUCGCUUUUAGUCCUUGGUACGAAGGAAAAAAGUCGUCUUGCCGGGAGAGAAUCGGUCACUUUUCUCCCCCGUACCAGGGACUAAUAGUGAACGUUUCAUCAAGUUGGGAAAAAAAAGACUUUAGAAAUCUAAACCUCUAUUUAGAGCAAUUCACGCACACUAACAUAAAGUGGCGGGUGUAAGCCGUAGCUACUCACGCACACUAAACUAAUAUUUCUGGGUUGUUUUUAUCGAUUAGGAAAAACAACAAAAGACUCUAUCUAGACGUAUAAAUUAUAUAAGCUUCUAAGUAACUCUAUGCUCAUAACGAUUGAUUUUGCUACGGGAAUACAAUUACCUAUAUAACUAAUUAAAAAACAAUUUGAGUAAGUAAUAAACGCUUUAUAAAAACAUUAUUUAUGUAAAAAUGUACAUAUUCAAGAGUUAAUUAAUAUUACGAGAGUAUGUGCGGAAUAUGUAAAAUAUGUAUGGACCA